Messenger RNA from Penicillium samsonianum, 1092 nucleotides. It is a transcript of the gene alkB, whose product is annotated as oxidoreductase, 2OG-Fe(II) oxygenase family. NCBI's taxonomy places the organism in Eukaryota, Fungi, Ascomycota, Eurotiomycetes, Eurotiales, Aspergillaceae. The transcript has 2 exons. Gene Ontology annotation, cellular component: cytoplasm; nucleus. The record is from RefSeq and is a predicted model, not a curated record. The coding region runs from base 1 to 1092 and encodes 363 amino acids.
AUGGCCCAAAUUAAGGGUCUGAGUGCUUAUGAUCGCCCUCCUGAUCCAGUGAGACUUUGCUACAAGAAAUAUUCUAAAAUUGCCUUGUCUGAAGUUGACAAUGAUCCGGGGAUCCUCGACCUACAACGGAUCGAUCCCGACCAACUACUGCCCGACGGAGUGACGAUCACGCAGUAUAUGUCCAGCCAGGAUUUGCGAUUGGCAUUUGAUGAUUUUAUUCGUGGAAGCCAUGCUACAACAGAAGAGGAUGCUCCUCUGACUGAGGAUAUUCCAGUAUACGCUCAUAAAUCGAUUUCCGGUCUCCUGAUGAUUCCCGCCUUGUUCCCUCCUACUAUGCAGAUCGAACUGCUCUCUCGCCUAUUGCACCGAGACUUACCCAACCCCGAGCAUCAGACAAACCUACACCUGCACUACGAUGUCACAUACCCCGAAGAAUCAGAAGACACUCGCAUGCCCAAGUCGUUCUUCGCAGACGAUCCCACUCGCGCUUUCCAGCCCAAGGAUCCUCAGGUGCACAAGCCCUUGACGGUUCAACAGCUCUUAGAGAAAAAGCUGCGAUGGGUGACAUUAGGUGGACAGUACGACUGGACCGCCAAAGUAUACCCAUCUGGAACCCCGCCAGAGUUCCCGCCGGAUAUUGCAAAGGUGCUACGUGCGGCCUUCCCAGCAACAUCCGCCCAGGCUGCCAUUUUGAAUUUCUAUUCCGCCGGAGAUACACUGAGCGUGCACCGGGACGUGAGUGAGGAGUGUGACGUAGGUUUGAUCAGUGUUAGUUUUGGAUGUGAUGGAUUGUUCUUGGCUAGCCAUGACGAUGGAAAUGGUUGCGAGAUCAUUCGGCUUCGCUCAGGCGAUACUGUCUAUAUGAACGGUAAAUCGCGGUUCGCCUGGCACGGAGUCCCGAAGAUUCUGCCCUCGACCUGCCCGAAAUGGCUGGCCGACUGGCCAUCAUCUGGAGAGUCUGGCCCGGGAAUGCCGCCUGGUCCGUACGAGAUGUGGAAGGGUUGGAUGUCUAGCAAACGGAUCAACCUGAACGUUCGACAAAUGACGACCACUCAGGCUUCCGAAGAGGAGCAGAUCAGUGAUCACGUUUGA